AUCCUCUAGUGCAUGUUCUCUUGUUGUGAAACAUCUCUCUAUUUCUUCAGCAAAAAUAUUUCUCUAAUCUUUACUAUUGCUCUCUCUCGAUCUAUAUAACUGAUACAAACUGUGUUUGAGUGAAUUUUUGCUGAAUACACAAUGGGUACAAAGAGGGAUUCUCCAAUGAUGAAUGUUUUGUUUGAAUGGUUGAGGAAGGGAUCUAAGAGAGUGAAGAUCAUUUUGGGGGCAUUGCUUUUGGUUUUUGCGAUUGUGGCUCUAAAGUUCACUAUCUAUAAUCCGUUGCAUUUCUACAUAGCCUCUCGAGUAAUUCAUUUUGCUGGGAUUGUUGUUCUUAUACAGAAGCUCUUUUCCCGCAAGACCUGCUCUGGAUUAUCAGUUAAGACCCAAGAGAUCACAGCUUUAUCCCUAUUAUCGAGAUUAAACUUUAGGUUGUUGAUGGUGGGUAGCAUCUACGUUGUGCUAGAUUUCAUAUCUCUCGUGGCUACGUUACUUGUUAUAUGGGCAAUGAGGUUCAAGUUGAAGUCAUCCUAUGUCAAAGAGCUUGAUACCUUGAGACGAUCGUUUGUGGUGGUUCCUUGUGCAAUCCUUGCGAUCCUAAUCCACCCUUAUACAAUUCAUUCUCGCUUAAAUCGAAUCUCUUGGGCAUUCGGCACGUAUUUAGAAGCUAUUUCAGUUCUUCCUCAACUUCAUUAUUUGCAAAAUGCAAAGAUGGUUGAAACAUUUACGGGAUAUUAUGUAUUUGCUCUUGGGGUUUCAAGAUUCUUCCUAUUUGCUCAUUGGCUUAUUCAGAGUUAUGAGAAUCCAAGGUUAUAUUUUCUUCUAGUUGAGAAUGGCAACGUGUGGCUCAUUCUAGCUCUUUUGUCAGAGUUGGUUCAAACAUUCAUCUUGGCAGACUUUUGUUACUAUUACAUGAAAAGCUUUAUACAAGGACAACUUCUAAGGAAAAUGCCUAUUUAAUUAAGAUCUCAAUUUUCUGGUGUACAAUGUGCUUACUAAGAAUUAAGCACAUAAUAUAAAUCUCGAGGCUAGCUAUUCUACUAUUUACAGCUCAUAUGUAUGAGUUAUUACUCUUGAAAGAUCCAAUUAUUUUAUGGAAUUAAUUUAUUAGUUAUGCUAUCAGUUUAAGCAUGACAA
This is a messenger RNA of Lotus japonicus, 1137 nucleotides long. RefSeq names its product ER lumen protein-retaining receptor-like. Gene Ontology annotation, molecular function: ER lumen protein retrieval receptor activity. The transcript has 6 exons. The record is from RefSeq and is a predicted model, not a curated record. Gene Ontology annotation, biological process: protein retention in ER lumen. The coding region runs from base 142 to 960 and encodes 272 amino acids. Gene Ontology annotation, cellular component: membrane. NCBI's taxonomy places the organism in Eukaryota, Viridiplantae, Streptophyta, Magnoliopsida, Fabales, Fabaceae.